AUGACUUCCGAUGCAGAUAGGAUAUCGAUUAGAGCAAGGACAGUAGCGGUAGUAGGUGCUGGGCCUUCAGGCGUGAUAGCAGCAAAGUACCUGAGAGCCGAGAAGGCAUUCGAAAAAAUUGUCUUGUUCGAACAGAGAAAUCGACCUGGGGGAAUAUGGAUCUACACUGGCGAGCAGCGAGACGAAAACCUCUUUGACAUACCCCAGACCAACCCGAACAAGGACUUUCAGAAACCGGAGUGGCAGCCUAAAGAUAAGGCUACCAACGGGGAUGUUGAAAAAAACGGCGCCGAAACUAUAUCCAAGGUUCCCUCUUUCCUAUCGCCAAUAUACGAAAAACUCGAAACCAACAUCCCACGUGGAUUAAUGGGUUUCCAAGACCUCGACUGGCCAUCAGACAGCCAACUCUUCCCUACACAUGAAACAGUCCUAAAAUACAUCGAAAAAUACUCCGCCGACGUCCAAGAUAUAGUCCAAUACUGCACUCAAGUCACCAACGUCGUUCCCACCGACCCAACCAACCCCGCCAGCCCAUGGGCCGUCACGACCAAAAAUCUCCUAACCAACAAGUCCACCUCCGAAAUCUAUGACGCCGUCAUAGUAGCAAACGGCCACUUCAUCGUCCCCUCCAUCCCUUCCAUUCCCGGUAUCCAAGACUGGGCAGCCCACCACCCAGGUCGAAUCACGCAUUCAAAAUACUACCGCCGUGCCUCAGACUUCACUUCAAAAAAAGUAAUAGUAAUUGGCAAUUCUGCAUCCGGCGCCGAUAUCAGCGCUCAAAUCGCCUCUACUUGCACCCUCCCCCUCCUCUGGUCCACCCGCUCCCAAUCCCUUUUCAGCACAACCCACGGCGCCGCCUCAGCCGACAAUCGACGCCGCGAGGUACCUCCUAUAAGCCGCUUCUUGCCAUCAACCCGCGGUGUUGAGUUCGCAGACAGAUCUCAAGCCCACGACAUUGACGCCAUUGUCUUCGCUACGGGGUAUUUUUACAGCCUACCGUUCCUGGAAUCCGUCGAGCCAAAACUGAUUACUACGGGGGAAAAGGUUAACCAUACAUUCCAGCACUUAUUCUACGCCCCGAGACCAAGCUUAUCUUUCCUAGCGCUGAAUCAGCGUGUAAUCCCUUUUCCUAUUGCAGAAGCACAGGCUGCGGUGCUCGCGCGCGUGUAUGCCGGUCGUCUUGAUCUACCCCCUCUUUCGACGAUGCGCGCAUGGGAAGAAAGUGUAGAAGAAGAGAUGGGUUCAGGCCGAAAUUUCCAUCUGCUGAACUUCCCAAAGGACGGGAAGUAUAUCAAUGAGAUGAGUGCUUGGGCAGCACAAGCGGUGGAGAAGGAAGGAUUGGAAAAUGGGGGGAAAGGCAAGAAACCACCGGUUUGGGGAGAAUGGCAGUUUUGGUGUCGAGAGCAUUUUCCGAAGAUUAGACAGGCGUUCGGGGCUAGGGGCGAGGAGAGGAAGGAGGUUAGGACGUUGGAGGAGUUGGGGUUUGUGUUUGGAGAGGAUAGAGUGGAGGGGAAAGUUGUAUAG
Messenger RNA from Bipolaris maydis ATCC 48331, 1524 nucleotides. RefSeq lists its product as uncharacterized. The record is from RefSeq and is a predicted model, not a curated record. Lineage: Eukaryota; Fungi; Ascomycota; Dothideomycetes; Pleosporales; Pleosporaceae. Gene Ontology annotation, molecular function: NADP binding; flavin adenine dinucleotide binding; N,N-dimethylaniline monooxygenase activity.